This is a messenger RNA of Vespa crabro (European hornet), 2915 nucleotides long. RefSeq names its product feline leukemia virus subgroup C receptor-related protein 2. NCBI's taxonomy places the organism in Eukaryota, Metazoa, Arthropoda, Insecta, Hymenoptera, Vespidae. Gene Ontology annotation, molecular function: heme transmembrane transporter activity; heme binding. The transcript has 11 exons. Gene Ontology annotation, cellular component: membrane. The coding region runs from base 1049 to 2380 and encodes 443 amino acids. The record is from RefSeq and is a predicted model, not a curated record. Gene Ontology annotation, biological process: transmembrane transport; heme export.
CUGAGAAAUGAGAAGCUUGUGUACGUAUAUAUGUACGUGGAUUAUGUGUCGUACUACAUGCACGAUGAAAGUGCAACGUAGUCCUACCACACGAUGGACACACACUACGUGUCCAGAAUCGUGAGAGAGAAGAGUCGGCGUGUGAACACGCGAGCAAUAUACUCUUCGACAAACGAAGAAACGAAGAACAAGGUACCGAAACGAUAGAGAAAGAGAAACAUAAGAAUCGAAUUUCGACCGUGCUAAACAGGAAGAGAGAGAGAGAGAGAGAGCUGGCAAAACAACCCCCUCACGUCUUGCUCCGCUUUCCACGAUUUUCGCGAACAACGAGGCUGAUCGAUAUCAUCGGGUUAAAAGGGAAAGCUCGUCACCGUGAACCACGUUACAUCUGGGAAUUUUAAUCUUAUUAAUGUUUCUUCCUGACAUCUCUUUAAUUCGCUUAUUCGCUUAUUCGUCGAGGAAGAGGGUGCGCGAAAUUCAAAAGGAAGGAUUUUCGCAUUUUUCGAUCCUCCAGCCGUAAGCUUCGAAAAAGAGCAAAGUUCAAAGUCGAAAGACAUUGGUCGAUCUCUCUGUGGUCUCCCCCUUCCAGUCUUCUCUCUCACUCUCUCCACGACAAUGCACACGAGUGAGAGAAAGAAAAAACCCCUGUGUUUGUGCGGACGCGAUGCCGUUAACCACGUGUGACUUAUGAGAACGGAGAUCUAUUCCAAAAGAUAGUUCGAUUUUUUGGAUCAAUCGUGAAUUGAUCAAUGCAUCAAUCGUGAAUUGAUUUAGUGAUAAAUAAUAAGGAUAAAGGAUUCCUUAGAACGAUCGAAGGAACGAAGAAUCAAUGAAAUCGAUCAACGUGACGUGACGUGAAGGAAAGAAAAUAAAUGAGAGAGAUCUCUAAAUCGAGUAUCUCUGUUAAAUCGGCGAUUAGUUAUUUAUCAUCGAACGGGGAUUUACGAGUGGAAAUUAAAGAAGACUGGGGAAACGAAUCGAUUGAUUUACAGUUAUUCACGAUUUUUCUUGAUUUCGGACGGCAAAUCGAAUACAAAGAUUGAUUGUAAUGCCAAAAAUGUCACCGGAUUACGUUAAAGCCAUCGAGGGUGGCGUACAUCCAACGCAGACUAUAGAAACAAAAAUCUUCGCGAGAAGAUGGCUGAUCUUGACGAUCUUCGUAAUAUACAGUGCCAGCAACGCAAUGCAAUGGAUUCAAUACAGUAUUAUCGCAAACAUAGUCGAACGAUAUUACAAAGUUUCAAGUUUUCUAGUGGAUAUGACGAGCAUGAUAUAUAUGAUAACGUACAUUCCAUUCAUAUUUCCAGCUAGUUAUCUUCUCGAUAGAUUCGGGCUCCGAUUUGCCGUUAUAGUUGGAGCAGUCGGAACGGCCCUCGGUGCAUGGAUAAAAGUUUUUAGUGUUUCACCAGAUCUAUUUUGGCUUACCUUUAUUGGUCACACGUUGGUCGCCGUUAGCCAAACUUUCGUUCUAUCCGUUCCUGCUCGAUUAGCAGCUGUUUGGUUCGGUCCCGACCAAGUUAGUAGCGCCUGUAGCAUCGGCGUUUUUGGAAAUCAGUUGGGUAUAGCCAUAGGUUUUCUAUUUCCACCGAUCUUAGUACCGAACAGCGAUGAUAUUGCCGUAGUCGCGCAUGGCCUUCAAAUCAUGUUCUAUAUCGUUGCAGCCCUCACGUCUAUCAUAUUGGUAUUAAUAUUUCUCUUCUUUAAAGCGCAACCACCCCUUCCUCCAAGUCCGGCGCAAGCCGUACAAAGAGAGAACGAUACGCCAGAAGAUUUUAUACAAUCCAUCAAGAGGCUCUUCACCAAUGUGGGAUACCUGUUGCUUUUAUUGAGCUAUGGUAUAAACGUCGGGAUAUUCUACGCCAUCAGUACGCUUCUCAAUCAAAUCAUUUUAGAAUAUUUCCCGGGACACGAAACAGAUGCUGGUAGAAUCGGCUUGACCAUCGUAUGUGCCGGAAUGUUGGGUUCGGUAAUCUGUGGUAUCGCGUUAGAUAAAACGCAUAAGUUCAAAGAGACGACUCUUGGAAUUUAUUUCUUCUCCUUCCUGGGUAUGAUCGUUUUCACGUUUACUCUGGACAUUGGUCGGAUAUACGUCGUUUACAUCACAUCCGCUUUACUUGGAUUUUUCAUGACCGGUUAUUUACCGGUAGGCUUCGAACUCGCUGCUGAAUUAACCUAUCCAGAACCAGAAGGAACAUCCGCAGGAUUGCUCAACGCCACUACACAGGUAUUAGGUAUAGUCUUCACGAUCCUCUAUGGUUAUCUGAUCAAACUAGUGGGCGAUUUAUGGGCAAAUAUAGUUUUAUGCAUCGCCCUAGCCAUUGGAGCCUUUCUCACAACGAUAAUACCCAACGAUCUUAGAAGACAGAACGCUAAAUUUUAAAAUAUAUAACGAAAGUACAAAUGUAGGCCGUAAACUUGACGUCGAGAGAUAUUAUUUUUUUGAAGCUUAAACGACGGUGACCUUUCCAUACUGUUGCAUACGUGUUUUAUUUAAUACGAUCUAUCGUUCAUCGGAAAGCGUACUCGCAAUCGUCGUCCUCGACUUUAAUAGAAUAUUAAAUAUCAUAACGAUAAUGAGAUUUGCGUCACGACCAAAUAUUUUUAUUGAAUAUAAUCUAACAAUAAGUAGAAAGUAAGAAACGUUGAUCCCUAAAUUCGUAGAUGAAUAUUUUUUUCAACAAGAUAUAUAUAUAUAAAAAAAAAAAAUAUAUAUAUAUAUAUAUAUAUAUAUUUUUCUAGAUGGAUUGACAGAAAAAGAUAAAAUUGCAGGACAAUAGAUACAAUAAUAAUAAGAAUAAUAUAAAAAAGAAUAUUUUUAGUACGUAGAAUCGUAGAUAUAGGAUAUUAUGAUGCUGCGCAUCGAACACCGUAAUUAUAUUUUGUCUAUGAUUAAAGAAAAUGGAAUUAGAAUUAAA